AUGGGAAUCAAAAUUGGAAUAUUUGUUUCAGCAAUAAUAGGAUUGCUAUGUGCAUUUAAGAUAUUUUCAUACUUGAGUGUGCCAUCUUAUUAAUCAAUCAUACACAUCAAUAGAGAUCACGAUAUAAAAAUUUAUAGAGAUAAAUUUGGUGUGCCACACAUUUAAGCUCACUCAUUACCGGAUGGUCUAUAUGCUCAAGGGUUUGUUUAAGCUUAGGAUAGAUUAUGGUAAUUGCAUAUUAGGAAAAUGGCAUCUUAAGGAAGAUUGUCUGAGGUUUUUGGAGAGCGUACUUUAAAAGUUGAUUAAUAUUUUAGAGGCUUAGAUUACUAGGAUUCAGCUAGAAGAAUUGUUAAUUAAUUGAGUUCAGAAGGCUAAUAAUUAUUCUAGGCCUAUGUUGAUGGAAUUAACAAAGGAAGAAGCACCUUUACUCUAUUACCAAUAGAAUUCUAAUUGACUCGUUCUAAUUUCAUCGAAUGGGAAAUCUUUGAUGUGAUAUGCUUUAUUAAAUUUAUGGCCUAAACAACUAUGAAUGACUUCCAUUUUGAAAUGAUGAGAUCAUCUAUUUAGGAAUUUGAUUUAGAAACAAUUAAGUACUUAACAGGUAUAGGACCAGACAAUCUAUUUGACAUUGAAACUACGACAAUAAAUGAAUAGGAAUUGAAAGAAUAAACUAAUUUGCAUAGUGACUAAUUUCACAAUAUAAAAUCACCAUCCAAUAUUUAAGUUGCUGAUCUUAUGUAAUCCUAUAAGUUUUUGAUUGAUAAUGUUAUUCCUUUAAGUGUGGGAAGUAAUAGUUGGGCAGUGCAUGGAAACUUCACUAACACAGGUUAUCCAUUCUUAGCAUCAGAUCCCCACUUGGAAAAUGGGUUGCCAUCUCAAUGGUAUUAGAGUUCAACUACUUUUCCAAAUGGAGACUUCGUUGCAGGAGGGGCUGUUGUGGGUCUUCCUUAUAUUUUAUCAGGCAGAACUAAGAAUAUGGGAUGGGGAAUCACUAUUUCAUAUUCUGAUUCUAGUGAUUUAUAUGAAGAACAAUUGAAAGAAAUUGAUGGGAAAAUGCAUUAUUUAUUUUAAGAUAAAUGGUACCCCACCAAAGAAAAAGUCGAACUUAUUCAUUAUGGAGAUAAGACAUACGAAAUGACAAUUCACAGAACUCAUCAUGGGCCUAUCUUGAAUUUCUACUUUGAUGAUAGAGGAACCAAAACUAUCAAAUAAUUAGACAAGACCUACUCUUUGAGAUCUUUAAUAGACAUUGAUGAUAUCUAUGGACCAGAAGCGAUGAUACGUUUCAUAUAAGGGUCAGAUCUAAGUGAAUAAUUGAAGCAUCUCAAAAAGGUUGUGUAUCCAGGUUUAGGAAUGAUCUUUGCUUCAUAAAAAGAUGUAGCUUAUAUGAUAGUUGGAAAAUAAGUGAUAAGAUCAGGAAAUCCUGAGGAUUAUGGUUUUAUUAAAAAGGGAUGGAAUGGAGAGACAGAAUGGCUAGGGUUUAUUCCUGAAAAUGAGCAUCCAAUUAUAAUUAAUCCACCUAAAGGAUUCGUUGCUACUGCCAACAAUAGAUUCUUCCCUAAAAACGAGAAGUAUCAUUGUAAUUGGAAUAUCAAUCCUACUGGCAGAGCUCAUAGAAUUUAUCAAGUUCUAUCUGAGAUUGUCCCAAAUAAGGUUAGUUAUGAAUAAAUGAAAUAAUUACAAUUAGAUACAGUUGAUAGUUAUGCAAAGUAAAGUUGGCCGACUUUAAAAAAGUUAAUUCAAUCUCAAUAUUUUAAGGAACAAAUAGAUUCUUGGGAUUUUAAUUUAAGUAAAGAUUCAAAAUAAGCCACUCUUUAUAUGUUAUUUGAACAUCAUUAUUCUAAGAGUUUUUCAAAAUUACCUCCUAGAUGGUCAUAAACAUACAAUUUCGAUUCUUUCUUUUUCCAUGAAUUAACAAGAUUUAAGGAAAAUGGAGCAUGGUGUUUACCUUAUACUUGUUCAUAACUCUUGAAUUAAGCAGUUGAAUAGGCUGUCGAACAGUACAAAUCAUUACCAAAAUAGGAAUGGGGAAACAAUCAUAAAAAGUUUCAAGGACAUUUUACCUUUAAAGAUAAAUUCUUUGGUAUUUUUGAUAGAGAAAUACCAUUUGGAGGAAAUAGAAGAACUCCAUCUGUAUCAACAUUCGAUAUAUCUCAAUUUCCAUUUAGAGGUUUUGCUGGUGCAAAUUACAGAAUGCUUGUAUCUAUGGCACCUGGCGAUGUAGGUUAGUUCAUUGUAGAUGGGGGAGUAAGUGGAAAUCCUUUGUCUGAACAUUAUGACGAUCAGUUAUCAAUAUAUGCAGAAGGUAAGUACAUAGCUAUAGAGCUGAAUAGAGUGAGGAUUUGUGAAAUUUUAUGUAAUUAUCUCUCCUAUUAAAUUUAUCUAUUUUUGUCAUAUAAAUAACAUGCUCCAUUAUCCUUAAAUGAUCUUAAUUCUUUGAAUUCGCUUUAAUCUUUAUAGCAAGUUUGUUACCAUCUAAGAGUUACUUGUUGGAAUCUAUUUAUUUGUGGUUAGUGCAAAUAUUUAAAAGAGCCUUCUCCUUAAUUAUAAGAUGUUAAUUACUUUGAGCUUUUUGAUUUGCCUAUUAACAUCAAUGUGGAAACCAGAUAUUUAGAAGACAAAUAUAGAUCAUUGCAAUUAAAAUUUCAUCCUGAUCGAUUUGUGACUAUGCCUACCAUCAAUAUUUCAUAUAGUCAAGAGUAUUCUGCCUUUAUCAAUGAAGCCUAUUCAGUAUUGAAAAACAUUCACGAGAGAGCAGAAUACAUUUUGUCUCUUAAGGGUUUUUAAAUUAAAGAGUGCAGUGUUCUAUUGGACUUAGAGUUUAUGGAGGAAAUUUUGGAAUUGCAGUCCCAAGUGCAGAGAGGGGAAAAUAUAUCUUAAAUUAAUCAAAAGAAUAAUUUGGAAAUUGAAAAAAUGACAAAAUAAAUAAUUUAAGACAUCUCAAAUGAGCAAUACCAAAAGGCUUACGAAAUCAUACUCUAUUUAAAAUAUAGAUAAAGAUUAAAGGAUUAGAUUUUUAUACAUAUCUGA
Messenger RNA from Paramecium tetraurelia, 3030 nucleotides. RefSeq lists its product as uncharacterized. Gene Ontology annotation, molecular function: protein-folding chaperone binding; ATPase activator activity; hydrolase activity, acting on carbon-nitrogen (but not peptide) bonds, in linear amides. Lineage: Eukaryota; Ciliophora; Oligohymenophorea; Peniculida; Parameciidae. The transcript is spliced from 7 exons. The record is from RefSeq and is a predicted model, not a curated record. Gene Ontology annotation, biological process: protein complex oligomerization; antibiotic biosynthetic process; [2Fe-2S] cluster assembly.